This is a messenger RNA of Ananas comosus (pineapple), 1003 nucleotides long. RefSeq names its product MADS-box protein AeAP3-2-like. Bases 107 to 829 code for a protein of 240 amino acids. The record is from RefSeq and is a predicted model, not a curated record. NCBI's taxonomy places the organism in Eukaryota, Viridiplantae, Streptophyta, Magnoliopsida, Poales, Bromeliaceae. Gene Ontology annotation, molecular function: RNA polymerase II cis-regulatory region sequence-specific DNA binding; DNA-binding transcription factor activity, RNA polymerase II-specific; protein dimerization activity. Gene Ontology annotation, cellular component: nucleus. The transcript is spliced from 7 exons. Gene Ontology annotation, biological process: positive regulation of transcription by RNA polymerase II.
CUUCAAGGAGGCAAAGCCAUAACAGGAAAUUCGACCUGUCGAAAAAGGUAAAUUUCCCUUAACACCUACCCAAGAGAAGGAAAUUAGAAGAGUUUACAAAUACUUGAUGCCUAUGGGUCGCGGGAAGAUUGAGAUCAAGAGGAUUGAGAACCCGACCAGCCGCCAAGUCACCUUCUCCAAGAGGCGCGGAGGCCUCCUCAAGAAGGCCAAUGAGUUGGCUGUGCUGUGCGACGCGCAGGUCGGGGUUGUGAUCUUCUCGAGCAGCGGCAAGAUGUUUGAGUUUUGCAGUCCGCCGGCUUUGAGCAUGAGACAUCUCAUUGAUAGGUACCAGAGAGUCACCAGCACUCGCUUUGAGGAGAUCGAUAACCAACAGCACAUCUUUUGCGAGAUAACAAGAAUGAAGAGCGAGAACGACAAGCUUCAAGCGAGCAUGCGGCAGUACACUGGAGAGGACUUGACAUCUCUCACUAUGAAUGACCUGAAUCAGCUUGAGCAGCAGCUUGAGUUCGCCGUCGACAAAGUUCGAGCAAGGAAGCAUCAACUUCUGACCCAACAAUUGGACAACUUACGUCGCAAGGAGCACAUCUUAGAAGAUCAGAACAACCAUCUCUCCCGCAUGAUAUCUGAGAACCAGGCGGUGGAGCACGCUGCGAUGGACCAGAAGGUAGGAGACAUGGCAAUGCUAGACCACUUUGGGCAUUUCUACGGUGAUGACGCGUCGAGGACUCUUCUGCAGCUCUCCCCUCAGCUGCACGCAUUCCGCCUCCAGCCCACCCAGCCUAACCUGCAGGAUCCCAGCCUCCAUGGCUAUGGCCUGCAGCUGUGGUAAUUAUAAGCACCCAAAAUAUAUGUAAAUGGACUUGGUCAUCUAACUUAUCUGAACUUGGUUACCUUAAAACCAUCCAGCACUCAAGUAUACAAAUAAAGGUGAAAUAUUGAAUCCUAGCUCUAGUAUCCUACGCAUGUUAUCGACCCAAUUAACCGACAAGCAAAGUGAUGCGCA